GGGAAAGCGAGCGAGAGAGAGGGAGAGGGCAAAAAAGCUCCAUUGCUACCGCCACCACCAGAUAUCUCUCCGAUGGCGUCUCCUCCCCUACGUCGGAAUUCCCUCCUCCCCCUCCUCCUCCUCCUCGAUCUUCGUUAAUCCCUUCCUAAAACCUCUCUGAUCUCCACACGGGAUCAUUUUCUUUGCAUAUCUCGUCCCAAUUCCCAGAUCUACUGGGGUUUCGAUCCAGAAAGAUCAUAUCUUUGCUGCCCGGGCAUUAGAACAUUGCUCCUCCUCUUAGAUCCGAUCCCCUUUCGGAACCCUCUGGCAUUGAUGCUCUCCUAGCGGCCCAUAAUCCUAAAGAUCCGGUCUUUUUUGCCCAGAUGGGUCACCAUCGACUCCAGAAUUCGGCCAUCGACCGCAACCAGGAGGAAUCCAUAGACGCCGUCGUGGAUCCCGGAGGCCACAGGAACGCCGCCGCCGCCGCUGUGGAUCUUGCCUGCGUGAUAUGCUCUGAGGUGAGCGCCGUGCUCGCCGUGAUGCGCCGUAACGUCCGGUGGGGUCGCCGGUCUGCCUCCGCCGACGAGGACGACGUCAUUGAGCACCUCCUCAUCCGGUCCCUCAAGUCCCUUCGCCGGCAGGUCUUCUCAUGGGGGGAUGCCCGGCGCCCCUGGAGCUCGAUCGAGCCCUCCGCUUACCUCCGCCCGUUCCUCGAUGUGGUCUGCUCCGACGAGACCAGCGCUCCCAUUACCGGUGUGGCGUUGUCCUCCGUGUACAAGAUCCUCACCCUCGAUGUCCUCGACCCGGGCGCUGGCACUGGGUUGGACACUGCGAUGCAUUUGAUCGUCGAGUCGGUCACGAGUUGCCGGUUCGAGGUGACGGAUCCUGCCUCGGAGGAGGCUGUACUGAUGAAGAUCCUCCAGGUUCUGCUCGCAAUAAUGCGGAGCCGUGCUUCGGCUGUUCUCAGCAACCAGCACGUCUGCACUAUUGUCAAUACAUGCUUCCGUGUCGUCCACCAGGCAGGUACGAAAGGGGAGCUACUUCAGAGGUUCGCACGCCAGACCAUGCACGAACUCAUACGAUGCAUCUUCUCCCACCUGCCUAAUGUAAAGGAUGGUGGCCGACCUCCUUCUGUCAAGCCAGAGCUGGGUGCAGUUGACAAGGAUCAGGCUUUCGGGAUCAAGCAGGUGGAGAAUGGAAAUGGGAGUGUUGGGCCUGGGAUGACCAGUAUGGCAGAUAACAAUAUGCCAAGCCCAGAGGCUCCAAUCGGUGCGGAAAUCAUGGUUGAGCCAUAUGGAAUUCCCUGCAUGUUGGAAAUAUUCCACUUCUUAUGUUCUCUUUUGAAUGUUGCUGACCAGAUUGGGAUAAGUCCUGCUCCUAAUCAGAUAGCUCUUGAUGAGGAUGUGCCACUUUUUGCCCUUGGUAUGAUCAACUCAGUAAUUGAAUUAGGGGGAGCAUCAAUAUGCAGGCACCCAAAGUUACUGUCCUUGAUACAGGAUGAAUUGUUUAGGAAUUUGAUGCAGCUUGGAUUGUCUGUGAGCCCGCUAAUACUAUCGAUGGUCUGUAGCAUAGUUCUGAACCUUUAUCGCCACCUGCGCACGGAACUGAAAUUGCAGCUUGAGGCAUUCUUCUCUUGUGUGAUUUUAAGGGUCACACAGAGCCGGUAUGGGGCUAGCUAUCAUCAGCAAGAGGUAGCCAUGGAGGCUCUUGUAGACUUCUGCCGGCAGACGACCUUUAUGGCAGAGAUGUAUGCCAACUUUGACUGUGAUAUUUCUUGCAGCAAUGUUUUUGAAGAACUAGCCAAUCUUCUAUCAAAAAGUGCAUUUCCUGUUAACUGCCCACUGUCUUCCACACAUGUGCUUGCAUUGGAUGGUUUGAUUGCUGUGAUUCAGGGAAUGGCCGAUAGAAUUGAAAAUGCACCUCCUCCUUCAGAACAAACACCACAGGAACUGGAGGAAUAUACUUCAUUUUGGACAAUGAAGUGUGAAGACUACUCUGAUCCAGAUCAAUGGGUUAAAUUUGUCCAUCGUAUGAAGAACAUCAAGAGAAAACUAAUGAUUGUUGCUGAUCACUUCAACAGAGAUCCCAAGAAGGGGUUGGAGUUUCUGCAAGGAACUCAUCUCUUGCCUGAGAAUCUUGAUCCCAACAGUGUGGCAUGCUUUUUCAGAUACACAACUGGGUUGGAUAAAAACCUUGUUGGGGAUUUCUUGGGCAAUCAUGACGAGUUUUGUGUACAGGUGCUUCAUGAAUUUGCCCGUACUUUUGAUUUUAAGGACAUGAAUAUGGAUACUGCUCUUCGACUUUUCCUAGAUACCUUCCGGCUGCCAGGUGAGUCUCAGAAGAUACAGAGGGUACUUGAGGCUUUCUCAGAGAGAUACUUUGAGCAAUCACCACAGAUUCUUGUGGACAAGGAUGCUGCCCUCAUAUUGGCAUACUCACUUAUAAUGCUGAAUACAGAUCAACACAAUGUGCAAGUCAAGAAGAAGAUGACAGAAGAGGACUUUAUUCGGAAUAACCGUCGCAUUAAUGGUGGGAAUGACCUCCCAAGGGAGUUCCUGUCGGACCUCUAUCACUCGAUAUGCAGGAAUGAGAUUAGGACUGCUCCUGAACAAGGUUUUGGUUUUCUCGAAAUGUACCCCAGCCGUUGGGUUGAUCUUAUGCUGAAGUCAAAAACGGCAUCUCCUUACACGGUUUGUGACUCCCGUCCAUUCCUUGAUCGGGAAAUGUUUUCAGUCAUGUCAGGCCCCAUGAUUGCUGCUAUCUCAGUAGUGUUUGAUUAUGCAGAGCAUGAAGAAAUUUUUUUGACAUGCGUAGAUGGCUUCUUGGCUGUUGCAAAGAUCUCAGCACACCACCACCUAGAAGAAGUGUUGGAUGAUUCAGUUGUGUCCCUAUGCAGAUUUACGACCCUCUUGGACUCAUCUUUCAUCGAGGAACCAGUGACAAUCUUUGUAGAUGACACAAAAGCUAGGUUAGCACUUGAGACAGUUUUUAGCAUCACGAAUACAUAUGGUGACUGCAUACGUACUGGUUGGAGAAAUAUCCUUGAUUGCAUAUUAAGAUUGCACAAGUUAGGUUUGCUUCCUGCUCCUGUUGCUAGUGAUGCUGAUGAUGAUUCAGAGUCAUCCCCAGAUUCAAUCCAUGGAAAGCCUGUUCCUAGCCCACUUUCCACCUCUCAUGUUCAGAUUAUGGGUACUCGUAAAUCCUCUGGACUAAUUGGGAGAUUUAGCCAGCUAUUAUAUUUUGACACUGAAGAACCAAGUUUGGAACCAAAUGAACAGCAACUUGCUGCUCAUCAGAGAACCCUGCAGAUAAUACAGGAGUGCCACAUCGACAGUAUAUUUACAGAGAGCAAGUUCCUACAUGCUGAUUCACUAAUGCAAAUCACCAGGGCACUCAUUGCAGCUGGUCAUCCUCAGAAGAUUACAAGUUCACCUGAUGAUGAAGACAUGGCAGUUUUCUGCUUAGAGCUGCUUAUUGCGAUCACGCUAAACAACCGAGACAGAAUUGGGCUUCUCUGGCAGGAUGUAUAUGAACACAUAGCCAACAUUGUUCAGUCCACUGUAAUGCCUUGUGCUCUUGUGGAAAAGGCCGUCUUUGGACUCUUAAGAAUUUGUCAGAGGUUAUUACCCUACAAGGAAAACUUGGCUGAUGAGCUUCUGAGGUCACUGCAAUUGGUGUUAAAGCUUGAUGCACGUGUUGCAGAUGCAUACUGUGAGAACAUCACUCAAGAAAUCACUCGCCUGGUGAAGGCAAAUGCAACUCAUUUGAAAUCUCAGAUGGGUUGGCGGACCAUUGCUUCCCUGCUCUCGAUCACUGCUCGCCACCCGGAAGCUUCAGAAGUAGGUUUUGAGGCACUGAUAUUCAUUAUGUCUGAAGGGGCUCACAUUUCACCAGCCAACUAUGUUCUUUUGAUUGAAGCCUCACGGCAUUUUGCAGAAUCUCGUGUUGGGCAAACAGAUAGAUCAGUCCGUGCAUUAGAUCUAAUGGCAGAGUCCAUUAAUUGUCUUGCUCGCUGGUCUCGUGAGACUCGAGAUGCUGGUGAGGAAGCUGAGAAAAUUUCUGAGGGAAUCAGAGAGAUGUGGCUACGGCUUGUGCAAGCACUGAGAAAGAUCUCCUUGGAUCAGAGAGAAGUAGUAAGGAAUCAUGCAUUGUUAUCAUUGCAGAAAUGCUUGGUAGCAGCAGAAGGCAUGUGCCUCUUACUUUCAACUUGGCUGCAGGCUUUUGAUCUAGUUAUAUUUACUAUGCUUGAUGAUUUGCUGGAGAUUGUACAGAAUCAUUCGCCAAAAGAUUACCGAAAUAUGGAAGGCACCUUUUUGCAUGCAGUGAAGUUACUAUCAAAGGUGUUUUUGCAGCUACUUCAACAGCUUUCUGGGCAGAGCAGCUUCUGCAAACUCUGGCUGGGGGUCAUUGGUCGGAUGGAGAAGUACAUGAAGAUCAAGGUGAGAGGCAGGAAGAGUGAGAAACUGCAAGAACUGAUUCCUGAGCUUCUCAAGAACAUUCUGUUUGUAAUGAAAUCAAAGGGGAUCCUUGCAAAAGGAAGCAUUGUAGGUGGAGAUAAUUUGUGGGAGUUAACAUGGAUACAUGUAAACAAUAUCGCUCCAUAUUUGCAGUCUGAAGUGUUCCCUAAUCAGGAAAUGGAGCAGUUACAUUUGGGUGCUCAAACUGAUAACAGUAGCCCUAGGCUGUUGGCUGAGCCAUCUGUUGGUUAGUCUGGACUUUUGACGUCGUUUUUGUUUGUUUUCUCUGUAAGAGGUAUAUAAAGUUCCCCACAAGGCUGCAUUUGGUAGAAUGACAAUUCCUGUGCAUUUCACAUAUGUCACGGGGAUCACCUCUUAACCUACUUAAGAGAUGUUCUUUUAGAUCCUUGAUUGCUACAGCUGAGUCUGAUUUUAUUGAACAAACAUAGCCAAGUCUCAACCUAAAAUGGUUCUGCGAAUACCAUGUAACAUCAGGACUUCAUCAGAGAUUUGGAUGAGCAAACAAAAACCAUUGGAUUAGGGGUAAUAUCACACAAAUUUCUUGCCAAUGACCUUGCCAGGUGCAAUACUAAGAUCAAUUCUGCGUAAGUAUUUUUUUUCCUUUUUUUUUGUUUUCUCAAUGUCAAUUUAUUUCUCACAGAAUUGUUCAUCGAGGUUUUCAUUUCCUGCAGUUAUUAUCUCUAGAUACAAAUGGUCGAGUGUACCAAUUUAAGAUGUGGGACCAAUUUUGCCAAUUUUCAGUUUCACAUGCUUCUGAAAUGAAAUUUAUGGUGAAAGCUCUUCCUUGAUCUGAUCCUGUAUACACAGUGAGUUUAUAAAAAAAAUUUAGAAGUAUAAAAAAUCAGGUUUUAUA
Musa acuminata AAA Group (dessert banana) is the source of this 5310-nucleotide messenger RNA. Its product is annotated as ARF guanine-nucleotide exchange factor GNOM-like. Gene Ontology annotation, biological process: regulation of ARF protein signal transduction. The record is from RefSeq and is a predicted model, not a curated record. NCBI's taxonomy places the organism in Eukaryota, Viridiplantae, Streptophyta, Magnoliopsida, Zingiberales, Musaceae. The transcript has 2 exons. The coding region runs from base 363 to 4688 and encodes 1441 amino acids. Gene Ontology annotation, molecular function: guanyl-nucleotide exchange factor activity.